AUGGCCGAGCUCGUCAUUGUCGAAUUUCACUUGUUGUACACACGCGCCACCGCCAUGGGAAAUACUGCGCUGAAAGCCGUCUGUGUCCGCGAUGACAGCCUCGACAUGUACACGGAUGUCGUCGACGACUCGUACCAUUCGCCUGGUACGGACACCAACGACGACGAGCCGGUCAUCGAGAAGACUUUCAACAGUGCGUUGGGAGAUCUACGAUGGGACGGUGACUUGGUAUCGCUGCAUCUCCAAACCAAGGACGACGUCCACGAGGAUCAAAGCGAACGAUCCGCGACGCGGCAGAGCCGACGGCGGUCGCCGAUCAAAGUACUCCGAGCGAUCGUUUCCCCGAGCACCUCCGUGACGACGACAAAGUCACCACAAGACGCGUAUGAAGAAGUGUGUGACCAAUUCAACGUGAUCUUUGACAAAAACGCCCCAUUCUCCAAGCCAGUACUACCAGAAAUGAAUACUACAAACAGCAACGACGUCGAGCUCCGUGUGGAACGAGUGGACGAGAUGUCGUGCCCUGAUGGCGUCACGGAGUCCUGCAGCUCAUUACCCGCGGCAAAUGCACAGCCCGAGCUCCCGAAGCGUAUGGAUGAACCGCAGGUCACGCCAUUGAUAAGCGUCAAAACACUUGCCGACUGGCCCGCUCACACGUGGAAGAUUGAAGACGCCAUCCGCGAAACAAACGAUGAAGACGACCUAUGCAGCACGGCGUGCUCGUCCGAGUACGCCACAGACUUGAGCGAUGACGACGAGGUAGACUCUGCGGACCACCUCGUGUCGACGUUUGCGUGCUCGUAUCGCCGGUCGUUGUCGUCCAUGAGUUCGACGCCCAUCUCGCAGGACGACAUUCCGUUCGUGUUCGCCGCGCGGUCCCACUUUAUCGUGUCCGACUACAUUUGUCCGUGCAACGACUGUCCAUGGUACAGUGUCAUUGACAAGCACGUGCAGCAAUCUGUCCAUGGAGUGUCGACGAAAGUGAAAGGCCAGGUCAUCCGCCUCCUCCAAGCAUACUCAACCUACAACGAAGUGAUGGGGUUUCGCCCUGGCAUGGUCCAAAUCGCCCGCGACUGCCUCUUCACGAGUUGCGGCCACGAAAACGACGCCUCUCGAGUCGUUUGUGAUGUGCGUCGAGAGCGAGUAUGCCAACGGGUGGAUCUAAACCAAAGUAACGUGAACAAGCGUGUUAUCUGUAAGUCGUAACAAGCGUCCGUGGACGUAACGAUCGAUGUGCCAUAAACUCCUGGAUCGUU
This is a messenger RNA of Aphanomyces invadans, 1256 nucleotides long. RefSeq lists its product as hypothetical. The transcript has a single exon. Lineage: Eukaryota; Oomycota; Saprolegniomycetes; Saprolegniales; Verrucalvaceae. The record is from RefSeq and is a predicted model, not a curated record. The coding region runs from base 1 to 1206 and encodes 401 amino acids.